AUCAUGGAAAACCACAGCUUUGUAACUGAAUUUGUCCUCCUGGGGCUUUCACAGAAUCCAAGUGUUCAGAAAAUAGAAUUUGUUGUAUUUUUGUUUGUUUACACAAUAACUAUGGGGGGCAACAUGCUGAUCGUGGUGACCAUUGCCUGCAGCCCUGCUCUGCUGGGCUCCCCCAUGUACUUCUUCAUGGUCUUCCUGUCCUUGCUGGAUGCCUGCUUCUCCUAUGCUAUGACUCCGAAGAUGAUUGUGGACCUGUUCUACGAGAGGAAAACCAUCUCUUUUCAAGGCUGCAUGAUACAACUGUUUUCUGAACACUUCUUUGGUGGAGCAGAGGUGAUUGUCCUCACAGCCAUGGCCUAUGACUGUUACGUGGCCAUUUGCAAGCCCUUGCACUAUUCCUCCAUCAUGAACAGGAGGCUCUGCUAUGUUCUGGUGGGCGUAGCCUGGACCGGGGGCUUCCUGCACUCCAUCAUCCAAAUUCUCUUCACUUUCCAGCUCCCCUUUUGUGGCCCCAAUGUCAUUGACCAUUUCCUGUGUGACUUAUUCCCAUUACUGAAGCUUGCCUGCACCGACACACACAUCUUUGGCCUUCUGGUGGUUGCCAACAGCGGGUCUAUCUGCAUUAUAAUCUUCUCCCUGCUGCUUGUGACCUACGGUGUCAUCUUGUUCUCCCUGAGGAAGCACAGUUCUGAAGGGCGGCAGAAAGCUCUGUCCACCUGUGGGUCCCAUGUUGCUGUCGUGGUUUUAUUUUUUGUCCCCUGCAUAUUUACAUACCCACGACCUCCCUCUGCCUUCUCCUUUGACAAAAUGGUGGCACUGUUUUACUGCACCCUGUCUCCCCUGCUCAACCCUUUGAUUUAUACUUUUAGGAAUAAGGAAGUGAAAAAUGCCAUGAGGAAACUGUGGAAAAGAGUGGUGUUGGUGUCUGAUGAAAACUAA
Molecule: messenger RNA, 939 nt
Organism: Fukomys damarensis (Damara mole-rat)
Lineage: Eukaryota; Metazoa; Chordata; Mammalia; Rodentia; Bathyergidae
Product: olfactory receptor 4C15
Exons: 2
Coding region: 4-939 (311 amino acids)
Biological process (GO): G protein-coupled receptor signaling pathway
Cellular component (GO): membrane
Molecular function (GO): G protein-coupled receptor activity; olfactory receptor activity
Source: RefSeq, a predicted model, not a curated record